Macaca mulatta (Rhesus monkey) is the source of this 1787-nucleotide messenger RNA. Its product is annotated as PRAME family member 20. Gene Ontology annotation, cellular component: cytoplasm. The record is from RefSeq and is a predicted model, not a curated record. Gene Ontology annotation, biological process: negative regulation of DNA-templated transcription; negative regulation of apoptotic process; negative regulation of cell differentiation. NCBI's taxonomy places the organism in Eukaryota, Metazoa, Chordata, Mammalia, Primates, Cercopithecidae.
AUGAAGAUGCGCAUCCGGACUCCACCCAGACUCCUGGAGCUGGCGGGGCGGAGCCUGCUGAGGGACCAGGCCUUGACCAUGUCCACCCUGGAGGAGCUGCCCACGGAACUUUUUCCCCCUCUGUUCAUGGAGGCCUUCAGCGGGAGACACUGUGAGGCCCUGAAGCUGAUGGUGCAGGCCUGGCCUUUCCUCCGCCUUCCUCUGGGGUCUCUGAUGAAGAGGCCUUGCCCGGAGACCUUCCAAGCUGUGCUCGAUGGGCUUGAUGCACUGGUUACCCAGAGGAUUUGUCCAAAGAGGUGGAAACUUCAAGUGCUGGAUUUACAGGAUGUCAGUGAGAACUUCUGGAUGGUUUGGUCUGAAGUCAUGGCCAGUGGGUGCUUACCAAAUGAUAUGUGGAACAGAAAACCAGUGCAGCACUGUCCAAGGAUGAGAGGACAGCAGCCCUUGACAGUGUUCAUAGACCUUUGCCUCAAGAACAGGACUCUGGAUGAAUGCCUCACCUGCCUCUUUCUAUGGGUCAAGCAGAGGGAAGGUUUACUACACCUGUGCUGUAAGAAGCUGAAAAUGUUGGGAAUGCCCUUCCACAAUAUCAGAAACAUCCUGAAAAUAGUCAACGUAGACUGUAUCCAGGAGGUGGAAGUGAAUUGCAAUUGGACACUACCCGUCCUGGCAGAGUUUACCCCUUACCUGGGCCAGAUGAGGAAUCUUCACAGGCUCAUUCUCUCUGAUGUGAACGUCUCUCACUAUAUUUCCCCAGAGAAGAAGAAGGAGUUUGUUACCCAGUUCACCUCUCAGUUCCUCAAGCUGUGCUACCUCCAAAAGCUUUAUAUGAACUCUGUUUCUUUCCUUGAAGGCCACCUGGACCAGCUGCUCAGCUGUCUGAAGACCUCAUUAAAGAUCCUCGCAAUAACUAACUGUGUGCUUUUGGAAUCAGACUUGAGGCAUCUGUCCAAGUGCCCGAGCAUCGGUCAACUAAAGACCCUGGACCUGACUGGCAUCAGACUGGCCAAUUUCAGCCUUGUGCCUCUCCAAGUUCUGCUAGAAAAAGUUGCAGGCACCCUUGAGUACCUGGACUUAGAUGACUGUGGCAUCGUAGACUCCCAAGUCAACACCAUCCUGCCUGCCCUGAGCCGCUGCUUUGAGCUUACCACCUUCAGCUUCCGUGGAAAUCCCGUCUCCAUGGCCACCCUAGAGAACCUGCUGUGCCACACAAUCAGAUUGGACAAUUUAUGCCUGGAGCUGUAUCCUGCCCCGCGGGAGAGUUAUGAUGCUGGUGGUACUCUCUGCCGGAGCAGAUUUGCCCAACUUGGGGCUGAGCUGAUGGGGAGAGUGAGGGAUUUAAGGGAGCCCAAGAGGAUCUUGUUCUGUACUGACUACUGCUCUCGCUGUGGCAACAGGUCAUUUUAUGACCUGGAGUUAGAUCAGUGCUGCUGUUGAAUACCUGCCUAUUUGGGUAGAUAUAUCCAACUCAUUUUUCUGGACACCUGAAAACUAAAACCUAGGCCUUUCUGCACGCAGGCUGGAGUUCAGUGACACGAUCCCCACUCACUGCAACCUCUGCCUCCUGAGUUCAAGUGAUUCUCUUGCCUCAGAUGCACCCACAGUAAUGCUUCUUAAAUAUUUCAAUGCCACAUUUUAAAAGUUUCAUCUAGGCUGGGCACGGUGGCUCAUGCCUGUAAUCCUAGCACUUCAGGAGGCUGAGAUGGGUGGCUCACGAGGUCAAGAGGUGGAGACCUUCCUGACCAACAUGGUGAAACCCCGUCUCUACUAAAAAUACAAACAUUAGC